Molecule: messenger RNA, 2309 nt
Organism: Ipomoea triloba (trilobed morning glory)
Lineage: Eukaryota; Viridiplantae; Streptophyta; Magnoliopsida; Solanales; Convolvulaceae
Product: putative kinase-like protein TMKL1
Exons: 2
Coding region: 133-2157 (674 amino acids)
Biological process (GO): protein phosphorylation
Molecular function (GO): protein binding; protein kinase activity; ATP binding
Source: RefSeq, a predicted model, not a curated record
UCGAAUCCGAGUGCAGUCUUAUAGUCAACAUUCCACUGUAGUGUCAGCUUUCCCAAAAAGAAAAACCUCUCAGGGGAGAGAGAGAACUCAUUUCCACUUUUCUUUUCCCAUUCUGUUUUGCUUCAUUCAUUCAUGGAGCACCCUCUGAAGCUCCUCCUCGCCUUCUGCAUUGUCUUCUUCGCGGGCUCAGCCAUAGGGUCCAUUUCCUUAGCUUCGGAUGUGGAGAUUCUUCUGCAGAAAAUCAAGCCAUCGCUGCAGGGGAAGGGGGAGAAUUUGCUGCUAUCUUCAUGGAACGUUUCGGUUCCUCUUUGCCAAUGGAGAGGCCUAAAAUGGGUCUUCAUUAAUGCCACUUCUUUGCUCUGCGAUGACUUGUCGUCUCCACAGUGGACCAGUCUCUCUCUCUACAAAGAUUCUUCUCUCCAUCUCGCCUCUAUUCAGCUCCCCUCAGCUAAUCUCUCCGGUUCUCUCCCGAGGGAGAUUGGAGAGCUCAUUGCGCUCCAAAGCCUCUAUCUUGGCGUCAACUCUCUCUCGGGAACCGUCCCUUUAGAGCUCGGCUACGCUUCAUCUCUCUCGGAUAUUGAACUCAGUGGAAAUUCUCUCUCUGGGUCUCUCCCACCCUCCAUUUGGAACCUCUGUGAAAACCUAGUUUCUCUCCGGCUUCAUGGUAACUCUCUCUCUGGUUCUCUCCCUGACCCUGCAUUGCCUAAUGUUUCUUGCAAGAAUCUGAAGUUUCUUGAUUUGGGUCACAAUAUGUUGUCUGGGAAUUUCCCCGAGUUUAUAACUAGGUUUCAUGGGCUAAAGGAGAUUGACCUAGGAAACAACAACCUUGUUGGGUCAAUUCCCGGGAGUAUAACUGGAUUAACCCUGGAAAAAUUGAAUCUUUCACACAAUAAUUUCAGUGGGGUUUUGCCAGAUUUUGGGGAAUCAAAGUUUGGUGGGGAAGUCUUUGAGGGAAACAACCCUGAGCUAUGUGGCCCUCCUUUGAGACCCUGUAAUGGAAGCUCAUCAGGAAUGAGCCCUGGGGCCAUUGCUGGGAUUGUGAUUGGGCUGAUGACUGGGGCAGUGGUGUUGGUGUCAUUGUUAAUUGGGUAUUUCCAAGGGAAGAAGAGGAGGAGAAGCUUGGAAGAAGAAGAAGAAUUCGAAGACGAAGACGAAUUUGGAGAUGAGGAGAAUGGGAGUAGCCAUGGAAAUGGAGGAGAGGGGAAGCUGAUUUUGUUUCAGGGUGGGGAGCAUUUGACACUGGAGGAUGUUUUGAAUGCAACUGGGCAGGUGAUGGAGAAGACUAGUUAUGGGACCGUGUACAAGGCGAAGCUGGCCGAAGGGGGAACCAUUGCGUUGAGGCUGCUGAGAGAAGGGAGUUGUAAGGAUAGGAGCUCAUCUUUGCCCGUGAUUAGGCAAUUGGGAAAAGUUCGACACGAGAAUCUGAUCCCAUUGAGAGCUUUCUAUCAGGGGAAGAGAGGGGAGAAGCUCCUCAUUUAUGACUUCCUUCCUAACAGAACCCUCUAUGAUAUCUUGCACGAAUCUUGGGUGGGGAAGCCCGUAUUGAACUGGGCAAGGCGGCACAAAAUUGCUCUAGGCGUAGCGAGAGGACUUGCACAUCUUCACAGUUUGGAGACACCGAUUACCCAUGGGAAUGUAAGGUCGAAAAAUGUUCUGGUGGAUGACUUUUUUGUGGCGAGGGUCACAGAAUUCGGGCUUGACAAGAUAAUGAUCCCAGCCAUAGCCGAUGAAAUAGUGUCACUUGCAAAAGCUGAUGGUUGCAAGGCACCGGAACUUCAAAAAAUGAAGAAAUGCAACUCAAGAACCGAUGUCUAUGCUUUUGGGAUCCUACUACUAGAGAUUUUGUUGGGCAAGAAGCCCGGGAAAACUGGAAGAAACGGGGAGUUUAUUGAUCUCCCUUCGUUAGUAAAAGUGGCAGUUUUGGAGGAAACGACAAUGGAGGUCUUUGACAUGGAGCUGUUGAAGGGAAUUAGGAACCCGAUGGAAGAAGGCUUGGUGCAGGCAUUGAAGCUCGCAAUGGGUUGCUGUGCCCCGGUGGCUACGGUUAGACCAAGUAUGGAAGAAGUUGUCCGGCAAUUAGAGGAGAAUAGACCACGGAACAGGUCUGCUUUGUACAGCCCUGCUGAGACUAGGAGUGAAAGCGGUACCCCCUACUGACAUUAUCUUUUUCAAUUACAUUACGAAUAUCAUUACAUCUUAAUCCCAUGUGAACUUGAGCUAAUAGGUUAUAGUAGUGUUCUUUCUUUACUCUUACAACUUUUCCCUUCCUUUUGUUUUGUUAUAUAUAUAUUUUGCCAAAUUAAGCAUCA